AUGAGCACCAACCUCCAAGAUUGGGUAGAGCUGCUCAACGCCGAACAGCAUGUGCAGGUAGACAAGUUGAAGGAACAUGCUCGUCACGGAGUAGCUGCCAGAGUGAGAGGUGAAGUAUGGCUAUAUCUUCUCGAAGUAUUAUCAGAAGACAAAACAGCCGAGAUCACCUCCCUCUUAUCACUCAAUACGACCUAUCAGGCCUUACCUCGCGAGAUACCUUCGGGACUUACUGCGAGUCUCAUGAGGAUAGCUUUGGGUCAUCAUACCAAACGAUUCAGGAAUGAGACGUACGCGGGGCUGAUCAGUUCUCUAACUGCUGAAAAGGGACGGAACGGUAACUCGUCGAAUAAAGGGAAAGACAAACAGAAUCAAAAUCAUAAUCAAAAUCCAGCUAGAAGCUAUUCAAUCGGAGGUGAUAUCAGGAAUAACAAUAACAAGAAUGGAGUAUCGCCUUUGCUAACGUCGAUAGAGAAGAACCCACCACCUCCAAUAAAUUUGAAUUCGAAUUUGAACAAUGGUACGAAGGAUGAUGAUGGUCAAGAAGGUAUGAAUGGAGAAGAUGGCGAAGAAGAUGAUAAUCUGAAUACUUUGCGAUCCCAAUUAUCAAGGAUACUUCCACCACCACCUAAUUCACCCCCGUCAAGACAUACUUAUAUAUCGAUCAUAGAAGAGGUAUUAGGCAAAUACUACAAUUCAGAGAAUCUCCUAGGAAAGAACAACGACGAAAAUGCCAAAAAAAGUUAUUAUGGGGAUGAAUGUGAAGAUAAGAAUAAUUGGAUAUACCUCGUUACUCCCUUUGUAUGCGUUCUGAGUAGACCUGUGGGUGUGUUUUUGGGUUUUCAGAAAUUGAUGAAAAGGAUGAAAACGUUCCCAUCGAUACCCUCACGUCUGGCAUCAUUCCUCACCCUCUUUCGCAUAUCCCUACCUGAAUUGCAUUCAUAUUGCGAAGACGAACAAGUUCCUUAUAUACAAGUGGCAAUGAGUUGGAUGACGACGUUGUUGGCUAAAGAGAUGUGGCUGAGUGAUGUAUUGCGAUUAUGGGACGCAUAUCUAGCUUCCGACGAUAUGUUCGCUUUGCAUUGUUAUGUCUGCGUAGCAAUCUUGUCAACGUGUAAAGAAACGCUCGAAGAGUUAGAUGGAUCAGAAGCUAAAUUGUUUCUUUUGGAUUUACCUCCAUUGGAUGUUGAUAGGUUACUUCAAGAUGCGGGUAAUCUAAGAGUUUCUUUCCCUCUACCUCGACCGGUGGACGAUGAAGUGUAA
Kwoniella mangroviensis CBS 8507 is the source of this 1260-nucleotide messenger RNA. RefSeq lists its product as uncharacterized. Gene Ontology annotation, biological process: activation of GTPase activity. Bases 1 to 1260 code for a protein of 419 amino acids. Lineage: Eukaryota; Fungi; Basidiomycota; Tremellomycetes; Tremellales; Cryptococcaceae. The transcript is spliced from 7 exons. The record is from RefSeq and is a predicted model, not a curated record. Gene Ontology annotation, molecular function: GTPase activator activity.